Messenger RNA from Prunus persica (peach), 2083 nucleotides. RefSeq names its product aspartokinase 2, chloroplastic. The transcript is spliced from 13 exons. Lineage: Eukaryota; Viridiplantae; Streptophyta; Magnoliopsida; Rosales; Rosaceae. Gene Ontology annotation, molecular function: aspartate kinase activity. The coding region runs from base 175 to 1887 and encodes 570 amino acids. Gene Ontology annotation, biological process: amino acid biosynthetic process. Gene Ontology annotation, cellular component: chloroplast stroma. The record is from RefSeq and is a predicted model, not a curated record.
AGUGGAUGAUGGGUGUUUUGCCCUUUUGCCUCCCCUUCGUUCCCGAUACAGAAAUUUCACUCACGCGUUUGGUUGCCAAAGAAACGUCUGGAAAACAAAUGAAAAUCCAAUAAAUCAGAAACCCUGAAUUUGAUUAUUCGUCGAAGCAACUUCGGUACAGAGUCAGAUAAGCAAAUGGAGGCUUCAUUGCAUUUCCACGGGGUUAGAAUUCCCUGCUACUCACGAACUCCAAGACUCUCACACUUAUCGAGCAAGCCAUGGCUCUCUUCGGUGGCCUCACCAUCACGAUCAUUCCAUGCGGCAAUGGAAAAUGCAUGUAAAGGCAUUAGCUUGAGAGGUAACAGCGAGAAGAAAAGAAUUGAAGCUGUGCUUGGAGGAGAAGAAGAAGAAGAAGAAGAGAAAGCAACAGGGAGCCAUGGCUCUGAUACAGCACCAUUCACUUGCGUGAUGAAGUUCGGAGGAUCGUCGUUGGCAUCGGCAGAGAGGAUAAGAGAGAUUGCUCAGCUCAUUGUCAGUUUUCCUGAUGAAAAGCCUGUUGUUGUGCUCUCUGCCAUGGGGAAGACCACUAACAACCUCUUACUUGCUGGGGAGAAGGCUGUCAGUUGUGGGGUCUCGAAUGCGUCAGAAAUUGAAGAAUUGAGCUUUAUAAAACAACUGCAUCUCAGGACUGUUAGAGAACUUGGAAUUGAUAGCUCCGUUAUUUCUGCGUACUUAGAAGAACUAGAGCAAUUGCUGAAGGGAGUAGCUAUGAUGAAAGAGUUAACUCUCCGCACAAGAGACUAUCUAGUUUCAUUUGGAGAGUGCAUGUCCACAAGGAUCUUUGCAGCUUAUCUAAAUAAUUUUGGUGUUAAGGCACGCCAAUAUGAUGCAUUUGACAUUGGUUUCAUAACAACAGAUGACUUCACCAAUGCUGACAUCUUGGAAGGAACUUACCCAUCCGUUGCUAAAAGAUUAAAUGAUGAUUGGAUUAGUGAUCCUGCAAUUCCGGUUGUUACUGGUUUUCUCGGAAAGGGCUCAAAAUCUUGUGCAGUUACUACCCUGGGUAGGGGUGGUAGUGAUUUAACAGCGACAACCAUUGGUAAAUCCCUAGGCUUGCGAGAAGUUCAGGUGUGGAAGGAUGUUGAUGGUGUUUUGACCUGUGAUCCUAGUAUAUGUCCUGAUGCAGAACCUGUUCCCUAUUUGACUUUCGAUGAGGCAGCUGAGCUUGCAUAUUUUGGUGCUCAGGUUCUACAUCCACAAUCCAUGAGACCGGCUAGAGAUGGCGAGAUUCCUGUUAGGGUCAAGAACUCUUAUAACCCUAAAGCUCCUGGUACCCUCAUCACUAAAACAAGAGAUAUGAGCAAGGCUGUUCUAACCAGCAUAGUUCUGAAGCAAAAUGUCACCCUGUUGGAUAUUGUCAGUACACGCAUGCUUGGUCAAGUUGGCUUCCUUGCAAAGGUGUUCUCGACCUUUGAAGAUUUGGGCAUUUCUGUGGAUGUUGUUGCAACAAGUGAAGUCAGUUUAUCUUUGACAUUGGAUCCAUCAAAGUUUUGGAGUAGAGAACUAAUUCAGCAGGAACUUGACAAGAUGGAGGAAGAACUCGAAAAAAUUGCAUUCGUGAAUCUUCUGCAGCGUAGAUCAAUCAUCUCACUCAUAGGGAAUGUUCAGUAUUCUUCAUUGAUACUAGAGAAGGCAUUUCAUGUUCUCCGAACCAAUCAAGUCAAUGUCCAAAUGAUCUCGCAAGGCGCAUCUAAGGUGAACAUCUCAUUGAUAGUAAAUGAUAGUGAAGCUGAAAAAUGCGUCAAGGCCCUUCACCAUGCCUUUUUUGAGAGCGAUGACCUGUCGGAGGUAGUACUGGAAUCUGGAUUUGGAAAUGGGUCAGCCACGCUAUUGCCAAUAGAAACAUGAUGAUUCUGAGCCAAUGUAAUCUUAUGAACACAAUUUUCUCCUUUGCUGAUUUAGGCCCUUUAUCUUGCAACUGUAGUUGCAAACUUAUGAGUUACCUCCAUCUGAAUUUCUUGAGAAGUUGUUUUUCUUUUCCUUUUGCUGAAAUGAACUGGAAAUUCAAGGUUUUAUGCUAUGCUUAUAUACUUCCCAUCGAGUA